Molecule: messenger RNA, 1767 nt
Organism: Cuscuta campestris
Lineage: Eukaryota; Viridiplantae; Streptophyta; Magnoliopsida; Solanales; Convolvulaceae
Source: the annotation of a GenBank genome assembly
CUAGCUUUUAUUAUAUCAAAACUUAUUUGUCCUCCCCCCCCCAUAAAUGAACUUUGCCCAUCACACAAUCCUGCAGUCAAUAUGGAAAAAAAGUUCUCUUCCAUUAUUUUAAGCCCAACCAAACAUUUUUCUUCUUCUUCAUCUUAUAACCAUUUCAAGAACUAAUAGUGUUUGAAUAUGGAGUCAUCCUUUUGCUUGGUGGUGUUGUUCUCAUCAUCACUCAUACUCCUCAGUCAUUCUAUGGUGGCACACUGUCUCUCCUCCCCACUGCCACCAUCACCACCAUUGUCGUCUGUGAAGAAGAAACGUUGUCACGAUGAUGAGAUGACUGCCUUGCUCCAAUUCAAGCAUAGCUCCGGCAGCUCCCUCUUUAGCCUUUCUCACCUACAAAGGCUUGACCUCUCCUUCAAUGACUUCAACUCUUCUCCCAUACCAUCUGCAGUUGGAAACCUCUCAAGCCUCACUUAUCUCAAUCUGUCCGAUUCAAGCUUAACUGGUUCAGCUCCAGCAGUGACUGUAAGUCUUAGAGGUCAAAUUCCUCCAUGGAUUUGUGAUCUUGGUCAGAAUUCUAAAACUGGCCUCUAUCUGAACCUCUCUCAUAACCUUUUAACGGGUUUUCAACAAGAACAUAUUCUCUUUCAUCCUCGGGUUAGAAUAAGAAGUUUAGACCUUAGGAAUAAUAAGCUACAAGGAUCUCUCCCAAUCCCACCAUCUUCCUCCAUCUCCACCUUUUCAACCUUCCUGGUUUCGAACAACAGUUUGUCAGGAAAAGUGUCACAACUCAUUUGUAAUUUCACUUCACUUGUGCAUCUUGAUUUGUCAUUCAGUAGUUUGAGUGGAAAGCUUCCCCAGUGUUUGAGUCAUUUUAGCAAUUUUCUUUCAUUGCUGGAUUUGGGAGGAAACAAGUUUUCUGGAAAUAUUCCGUCAAUGUGGAAAAAUGGAUGUCACUUGAGAAUGAUCAGUAUGAGCCACAAUCAAUUACAAGGGCAGAUACCUAGGACAUUAGCAAAUUAUACAUGGCUGAAAUUUGUUGAUUUUGGUAACAACCAAAUAACUGAUACUUUUCCAUUUUGGCUGGGACGAAUUCGAGUGUUGAAUGUCCUUAUAUUGCAAUCAAACCGUUUUUAUGGUGCAAUUAACAAUGACUUUGGAUUCUCAAACCUUCGAGUCAUCGACAUAUCCAACAACACUUUUAGAGGACAUUUGCCAUCAAGGUUUGUUAACACCUCGAAUCCCAUGAGAGCGUUACUUUCAAGUCGCAUUAUGAAAUACAUGGAGCAGACAUUGGAACCGAAUGCAUAUUGGGAAUUUGAAGAAUUCGGCCCAUUUGAUUACUCAAUGACCAUGCAUAACAAGGGUUUGGAGAUGAACUAUAUGAAGGUUCCGGAUACGUUUUGUGGCAUAGAUUUCUCCUCCAACUGUUUUGAAGGACAGAUUCCUGAUGUGUUUGGAGAUCUUGCGGGGAUUCAGCUGCUGAAUCUUUCCAGAAACUAUCUCAGCUGUUUUGGAACCACAUUUCUACCUAGCCUUAGAGUUGUUCUGUAAUCCUUUUACAGAAAAUCAGCAUUUGAAAACGAUAGCUUUUUAAAAACACUAAAACUAAACUCUAACGUUGAUGACAAAGGGACUAAAAAGCUUUUAUAAGCCCUCCUAUCUAGGGAGUUCUCCCUAUUUUUAUGUUUAUAAAAAGAGUAUAAAGUACUUCGUAUUAUGUUCUAUAUUAAUAAAAUAAUUGUAUCUGUAUUAGAAUAACAUGCUAAACUGUAG